Molecule: messenger RNA, 1599 nt
Organism: Pteronotus mesoamericanus
Lineage: Eukaryota; Metazoa; Chordata; Mammalia; Chiroptera; Mormoopidae
Gene: WDR88
Product: WD repeat domain 88
Exons: 11
Coding region: 1-1599 (532 amino acids)
Molecular function (GO): protein binding
Source: RefSeq, a predicted model, not a curated record
AUGAGUGGAGGCAGCAAGACUGCUGGGCGUCUGGGGGCGGGGUGUGGGGAUGAGGCGGGGCGUGCCAGACCCGAGGGCUGGCCGUGGGGCGUGGCGCGCGCUGCCACCGUUUGCACCGAGGCCAGGGUGACGGCCACUGGCAGGUGGGGCUCCGAGAUGGACUCCCAGCCACCGCGCGCCCCUAGCUCUGAAAAAUACCCGGACAAGGGUGGGAAGACCGCGCCCCAGGAAGGUAGCGUGCAGCCACCCUUGGACCCAGUUGCUGAUGGCGCAGUCCAGCGCAGUAGUCUGCCUUGGGCGGCCCUCGUCAGGGCCUUGGGCCACUUCAAGCUGUCGUUGUUGGACGUGCAGCGAGGCCGGAUGCUGGCCCCCCUCAACCCACUGGCCAUGGACCAGGAACUGCCCACGAAGUGCACGAUACCUGAAAAGAAGUUCUGGGGUGACCAGGAGCCCCUCUCCAAGAUCCCAUUUCAAAUCCUGACCGGACACCAGCACAUUGUGAAUUCUUGUCACUUCUGUGUGGAUGACACAAAGCUCCUCAGUGGCUCCUAUGACGGCACGGUGAAGCUGUGGGAUGCUGUGGAUGGAUCUGUUGUUCGGGAUUUUGAGCAUGGGCCCGGAGCUCCUGUUUUAGAGUGCAGUGUCACGGCUGACAGCAGAAGAAUUGUCGCAGCAGCCUAUGAUAAGACACUGAGGACUUGGGACCUUGAGACAGGCAAGUUGCUGUGGAAGAUCAGUCAUGAAAGCAUCAUAGCCUCCUGUAAGUUUUCUCCUGAUGGUAAAUAUGUGGUCUCAGGCUUGGAAGUGGAUCAUGGAAUCUGGAUAACAGACGCGAAAAAUGCCACAACUGUGUCACACAUCAGGGAUCAUCACAAAAGACCAGUCACAGCCUGCUGCUUUGGCCCUGAUAGCCAGAAGGUGGCUUCCGUUUCCUUGGACAGGAGCAUCAAGAUCUGGGAUGUUACAUCCAAGGCCACACUGCUCACCAUCACUAAGGCACACAACAACGCAAUCUCAAACUGCUGUUUUACCUUCAGUGGCCAUUUCCUGUGUACAAGCUCUUGGGAUAAAACUUUAAAAAUAUGGAAUGUCCAUACUGGGGAGUUUCGGAACCGUGGAGCCUGUGUGACUCUGAUGCAGGGCCACGAAGGAUCUGUGAGUUCCUGCCACUUUGCCAGAGACACAUCUUUUCUCGUAUCUGGAGGUUUCGACAAGACUGUGGCUAUUUGGGAUGUAGGAGAAGGCUACCGGAAGCUCUCCUUGAAGGGUCAUAAAGACUGGGUGAUGGAUGUUGCCAUUAGCAACAACAAGAAAUGGAUCUUGUCUGCUUCAAAGGAUAGGACCAUGAGACUAUGGAACAUUGAAGAAAUUGACAAAAUUCCUUUGGUAAUGGAGUACAAAAAGGCUCUGGGCUUAAAGGUGAGACAGUGCGAAGAAUGUGACAGGCCUUUCUUCACUUAUGAAAGUGACAUCUUUUCCGAAGGAGUCACCAAAUGUGUGUUCUGCCGGACGGAUACAAAAGACUUGUCAGCAGAGACCCCAUCAUUACCAGAAAAGGACUCCUCAGCAGGCGAGAGCAGCCGGGGCAAGGAUGACUGA